GCCAAGAUGGCGGCCUCCUGUGUGUCCUGUGGUGCCGUGGUUUCCCAGCGGCUCCUUCUCCGGCCAAGGGUUAGCCUGGCCCCGAGCCAAGUCCUCUGGAAAGCCGCGGCCGCGGAGUUGCAGUCAGUUCCCGGGCCCCAGAUAUUGAGGCUAAAACAUGUCACAGUUGUAACAACAAAGAAAAAUGUUAAAGCCUUAAGACGUGAAACCUACACAGUGGAUUUCAUUAAAAAGCAGAUUGAGGAGUUCAACAUAGGGAAGAGACAUUUAGCCAACAUGAUGGGAGAAGAUCCAGAAACUUUUACGCAAGAGGAUAUUGAUAGAGCUAUUGCUUAUCUUUUCCCCAGCGGUUUGUUUGAGAAGCGAGCCAGACCAAUAAUGAAGCAUCCUGAACAGAUUUUUCCAAAACAGAAAACAACCCAGUGGGGAGAAGAUGGCCGUCCAUUUCAUUAUCUCUUUUAUACUGGCAAGCAGUCAUAUUACUCAUUAAUGCAUGACACAUAUGGAAAGAUACUCGAUAUAGAAAAACAUAAAAAUCAGUUGCAAGCCAAAGGUCUGUUUUCAGAAAAAAAUAAAACCACAGACCUGAUUGGCAGCAGAUGGCUGAUUAAGGAGGAACUAGAAGAAAUGUUGGUGGAAAAACUGUCAGAUCAAGAUUACGCGCAGUUCGUGCAGCUGAUGGAAAGGUUACUGCAGUGCGGAGCUGCCGCAGAAGAAUUUGUGCAGAGCUUCCGCAGGAGUGUCACUGUGCAAUCAAAGAAGCAGCCGAUUGAGCCCGUGCAGCAUGACGCGCAGGGAAUGGCCUUCAGCACCAGCGAAGGUAAAAGAAAGAGUGCAAAAGCAGAGGCAGUUGUUUAUGAACAUGGAAGUGGAAGAAUAAAAAUUAAUGGCAUCGAUUACCUGCUUUACUUCCCUGUGAUGCAGGACAGAGAACAGCUGAUGUUCCCGUUUCACUUCCUGGACCGACUGGGAAAGCACGAUGUGACCUGCACCGUCUCCGGGGGCGGCAGGUCGGCGCAGGCUGGAGCCAUCCGCUUGGCAGUGGCCAGGGCUUUGUGCAGUUUUGUCACCGAGGAAGAGGUCGAGUGGAUGAGACAAGCUGGACUGCUCACGUCUGAUCCGCGCGUCCGAGAACGGAAGAAGCCGGGCCAGGAGGGAGCCCGCAGGAAGUUUACCUGGAAGAAGCGCUGAGUGUCGCCGGGAAAGGAGGGGGACGCGCACCUGCGGGUGGCCAACACAUCAAGUGCCGGCCAGUGGGAGGCCACAGCCAGACACUGGGUUGUGAGCGCUUAUUUUCAAAUGCUACUUUGCAAAGGUUACCUUUUAAAAAUCACUUUUAAAAAUGUUAGCUUCAGUCUGCUGCUUUGUUUUUUUAGGCUUUUUCAGAAGGUAGUUUUAGAAGAAGUGUAAAUUCCUAGCAUCUCGGCAUUCUCGACACGAGGGGAACAUUGAGCAAAUCCCCAUCAAGUCACCUCGUUCUGUGGACAGGAAAGCCCAGCCCCGCUUAAGGUGAAGCCCAUUGUAUUUCUGGUGGGACUGGGCUUGAACUCGCCUCUCCUGACUCUUGUUUGCCCGCGUGGCAGUGGGCCAGCAGUUUCCACACUGAGGGGCGAGCUUGUUCAGGAGCAGAGGGAAGCUGAGGGAGAGGCCGAGCUGCCCGGAAGCUGUUGAAGGCAGCAAGCCAGUUUCCCCACCCUCGGCCCCUGGCAGUACCAUCCUCCUCUCUGCGUCUGACUUUUUUUUUUUAAUACAGUCUACAUAUCAUUGAUACCAUGCAGGUUUUGUCUUCCUCUGUCUGGCUUAUUUCACUUUGCACAAUGCCCUUCAAGUUUCGCACAAACUUUUGGUUAUAAGGCGAAUUAAUUCUGAGGAUCUCAUAUACGGAAUGGUGACUGUAGUUAAUAUCAUAUGGUAUCAUUGAAAUUUGUUAAGAGGAUAGAUUGUGAAGCGUUCUCACACACACAAAGGAUAACUAUGAAAUGAUGGGCAUGUUGAUUAACUCAAGUGGCGGGGUCCCUUCCACAAUGUAUGCAUACGCCAAAUUGUCACACUGUGCACUUUAAAUGUUACCAUCUUAUUUGUUAACUGUCCUUCCGUAAGCCUGGCAAAUAAAGACAGUGAGCCUGCCCCGAGGCGGGAGCGCGGGACAGCGAGAGGGCCGCGGACUGGAGGAGCGGGCACUGGUGAGGUAGGAGCUGCUGUGAGGCAGCGUGAGGAGGUGACAGCAGUGCCCGCUGGCCGCAGCUGGCACCUGCGCCUCCGUGUAGCUACUCUCCACAGUGUCCUGGUGUGAACGUCAG
Eptesicus fuscus (big brown bat) is the source of this 2300-nucleotide messenger RNA. It is a transcript of the gene MRPS9, whose product is annotated as mitochondrial ribosomal protein S9. Gene Ontology annotation, molecular function: structural constituent of ribosome; RNA binding. The transcript has 11 exons. Gene Ontology annotation, cellular component: ribosome; mitochondrial small ribosomal subunit. NCBI's taxonomy places the organism in Eukaryota, Metazoa, Chordata, Mammalia, Chiroptera, Vespertilionidae. The record is from RefSeq and is a predicted model, not a curated record. Gene Ontology annotation, biological process: translation. The coding region runs from base 7 to 1191 and encodes 394 amino acids.